GUAAAUUUUUGGCGCGUUCGCCCGAUCGUCGCACAUUUGAGAUCACCAUAAAACUAUUACAUUUCACGGAAUAUUCCAAUCUAGUUACCUACGGUGAAACUCCUUGCAUAAGAUCGAAUAUUUUUAAAUCAUGGCAGUAAAUGGUGUCAGUGGACACGGUUUCCACUUCCUUCGUGAAUCCCUCGAAGAGAACGACCCUGACAUUUACCAAAUUUUGAAAAAAGAGAAGCAACGACAAGUUCGCGGUCUCGAGCUCAUUGCUUCGGAAAAUUUCACCAGCACGGCUGUUAUGGAAGCUCUCGGUUCGUGUAUGACCAACAAGUAUUCUGAGGGACAAGUUGGACAGAGAUAUUACGGAGGAAAUCAGUUUGUGGAUGAAAUGGAAGCAUUGUGCAAGAAGAGAGCUCUCGAAGCCUUCCGGCUUGACCCAGAGAAGUGGGGUGUGAAUGUGCAGGCGUAUUCUGGCUCCCCAGCAAACUUUGCAGUCUAUACUGGGCUUCUUAACCCUCAUGACCGUAUCAUGGGUCUUGAUCUGCCUGAUGGAGGGCAUUUGACACAUGGCUUCAUGACGGAGAAGAAGAGGAUAUCUGCAACUUCCAUCUACUUCGAGUCAAUGCCUUACAAGACCGACCCAGCAACUGGCUUGAUAGAUUAUGAAAUGCUUGCUCAAACAGCCAGACUGUUCCGUCCCAAGCUGAUCGUUGCUGGAAUUAGUGCAUAUCCGCGCCAUCUGGACUAUGCUAAAUUCAGGCAGGUCUGUGAUGAGGUUGGUGCUUACCUCAUGGCUGACAUGGCACACAUCAGUGGUCUUGUUGCUGGUGAUGUAGUCCCAGGUCCAUUUGAGCAUGCAGAUAUUGUCACAACAACAACUCACAAGUCACUCCGAGGACCACGCUCUGGAGUUAUAUUCUAUCGCAAGGGAAUUAAAGGGUACAAGAAAAAUGGAGACCCUAUCAAAUAUGACUAUGGACCCAAAAUUGACUUUGCCUUGUUCCCUGGACUUCAGGGUGGUCCACACAACAAUCAAAUUGCCGCACUUUGCACAGCAUUCAAGCAGGCCAACACACCAGAGUUUAAGGAAUACGCCCAACAGAUUUUGGACAACUGCCAAGCACUGGCCAAGGUCUUGUUGAACCGAGGUUACACACUUGUGUCAGGCGGAUCUGAUAACCAUCUGGUUUUACUUGAUCUACGUCCACUGGCAAUUGGUGGUGCCUUGGCUGAGAAGGUUCUUGAAGAAGUUGCAAUAACAGUAAACAAAAACACCUGCCCUGGUGACAAAAGUGCUCUCCGUCCAGGUGGAUUGCGCAUUGGAGCUCCUGCUCUUACAACACGCACCAUGAAGGAAAAGGAUUUUGAACAAGUUGCAGACUUCAUCGACCGUGGAAUCAAACUGGGAUUGGAAGUGCAGAAGAUCAGUGGGCCAGAACAGAAGAAAUUUGAAGAGGUUUUAUUAGGAGACCAGUUCAAGGGCAAAGUUGAAGCAUUGAAAAAGGAAGUUGAAGAGUUUGCAGUCCAAUUUCCCAUGCCAGGACAUGAUCUUAUUUAAGAUAAUACUGCUUUGUGUAAUCAGACUUUAGGUGAAAUGACCACAUGAUGAUGAAAUAUUUAAAAUGAUAAUGUCAAGUUUUGUGCAUUUUACAGAGCAACUUUCCAGGGGCUACAAUUGGAAAUUUUAGCUUAGUUUAAUGUCUUUCAAAAGCAGACAAGGUACCAAAAAUAAUAGAAAAGAUUGCAUCAGUGAUCUACAUGAAACAACUGGCAUUAUUAAGGACUGACAUGUUGCUAAAAAAUCUUGUAAAACCUCUAGUAGACAAACCUGUUGAUUGUUUAGUUGUGUUAAUCAACCUUCCAAAAAAAGUGUUAGGGGUGAACUCCAUAUUGGUGAAGUCAGUAAUUUUUUUGAGCGUAGCAUUAAUUAUUAGGCAUUAUGUCUGCUUCUCUUUGUAGUCUGGUCUUAGUCCUUUCCCUCCGAUUCUUUAUCAUCUGCUUAGACAUGAAUUCAUUAACAAAGUAUUUUCCCUGAUGCCUUGGGUGUAAUAUCAAAGCCAUGUUAGUCUGAGGGAUAUUGGUUAUUAGAUAAGGAAUUGAAAAUGCACCAAACAACAAAUUCCCCUUUUAACUCUCCUCUUUUAAGAGGAAAAUAAGGCAGUUUUUGGUUGUUGUUGUUUUUUUUUUUUCAGGUAACCCUUAAGUACAAAGUUGUUAUUGAUCAGGCAUAAAGUAACUUUGAAGGUACUGCAUCUCGUGCAGUUCACAUUCAUUGGAUCCAGAAGCAACUACUUUGGUGAAAAAUAAAAUAACUCAUUUUCACUUCCUGUAAUGGGAGGGGGUUGGGUUUGAUCAUUCAUUUAAGUUAUGAUAGCAGUCAGUUAACACUCAAAAUAAAAUAGUUGGGUUAGAUUUGA
Stylophora pistillata is the source of this 2408-nucleotide messenger RNA. RefSeq names its product serine hydroxymethyltransferase, mitochondrial. Gene Ontology annotation, cellular component: mitochondrion; cytoplasm. Lineage: Eukaryota; Metazoa; Cnidaria; Anthozoa; Scleractinia; Pocilloporidae. The record is from RefSeq and is a predicted model, not a curated record. Gene Ontology annotation, molecular function: glycine hydroxymethyltransferase activity; pyridoxal phosphate binding. Gene Ontology annotation, biological process: tetrahydrofolate interconversion.